UUGAAAGCGUUUGUCUGCAGUUAGAAAGUUCUGUCCUCAACAGACCCUUCCCCAGGGUUCUUCUCCCUGUGACCCAGCAGCCUGAGGCCUCGUCUCCGCCACGCUUGCUUGUGAAUAAAGAACUCUAGCGCCGUGUGUGUGCGCGCACACCCCCAAGCACACGCACACGUGCACACAUGCUUUUUCCCGUUCCCCUUCUUCGCUUUCUGAAGGCUGGGGAGAUUGGUGACAGAGGUGUUUCCGUUUUCAUUGUUGUGUGGGCUUUUCACUUUUUUGUUUUGUUUUUGUUUUUGACACAUUCAAAAGCCAUUCAUGAUCAGAUCUAGGAAACACACCCCGAAUAGACACAAAACUUUUGAAUGCUGGAUUCCAAAAAAAAAGUUGUCUGGACAGCUUCUUUGAGACUAUUUAAAAACUGGUUCAACAGGUCUCUGCAACGUCAAGAUGUAACUAAGCUUUAAAAGGGAUAGCUGGGAGUAUGGCCACCCUGCUCCACGAUGCAGUAAUGAACCCGGCAGAAGUUGUGAAACAGCGCAUGCAGAUGUACAACUCGCCACACCGGUCGGCCCUCGGCUGCAUGCGGACGGUUUGGAGGACUGAGGGCCUGCGGGCCUUCUACCGGAGCUAUACCACGCAGCUGACCAUGAACAUUCCCUUCCAGUCCAUCCACUUCAUCACCUAUGAGUUCCUGCAGGAACAGGUCAACCCCCACCGGGGCUACAACCCACAGUCCCACAUCCUCUCCGGCGGGCUGGCCGGGGCCCUGGCCGCGGCCGCCACCACCCCCCUGGACGUCUGUAAGACCCUUCUUAACACUCAGGAGAACAUGGCGCUCAGCCUGGCCAACAUCAGCGGCCGGCUCACGGGCAUGGCCAACGCCUUCCGGACCGUGUACCAGCUCAAUGGCCUGCCCGGCUACUUCAAGGGCAUGCAGGCCCGCAUCGUCUACCAGAUGCCCUCCACUGCCAUCUCCUGGUCCGUCUACGAAUUUUUCAAGUACUUCCUCACCAAGCACAAGCUGGAGAAUCGAACUCCGUACUAAAGGAACAGGCUGUGGGCAGCGAUUCCAGAAUCUUGUAUUUUUAAAAGGUUUUCCCUGCCUGCUUCCCUUCCCGUGCCCUCACAGCGGGAUUAUUUUUGCAGGGUGUUCUCGGGGGGGCCUUCCGUUCCCUGACGCCUUGGAGAGAGGAGAGGAUGGGACAGCCGCCUACCAGAGGCCGUCCGCAGGGACAUCCGAGGUGGUAGUAGGGGGGGAAAGACUUUGGAAGGAAAGCGAGAAAUUGCUUUCUAUUUCCUCCCCUAUGAGGAAUGUAGCUUUCCUGCUUCACUGUGGCAGGCCCCGCCCCUCGAAUCAUAGGUCACACAGUGGGGAAGAAAGUGCAUGACUGAAAACCAUGAACGCAGAAAGAGCACAUUAUGUAUAUAAAAGUUCUAGUACACAGUAUAAAUUGGAUGGGUAAUGUUUAUUCUUUAUUUUUCUACGUAGAGGUUUUUGGAUUUGUGUGUGUGCGUGCCUGUGUGUGUACGGAUAAGUGUGACAGCUAGGAAUACAAAGCUGAUUUUAAAAAAUGGAGGGUGGAAUUCUUCCAUUGGGUUAGAUAAAAAGGCACCCAAGUAAUAAAUUGCUAAAUGUGGCCUAGAGUUGUGUUGAGCCCCCAAAUGGGAGUUUCACUUGAAUGUAAAAUAAUAAAUGUGUUUAUAUUUUUGAA
Myotis myotis is the source of this 1709-nucleotide messenger RNA. RefSeq names its product solute carrier family 25 member 37 (gene SLC25A37). Gene Ontology annotation, molecular function: ferrous iron transmembrane transporter activity. Bases 479 to 1042 code for a protein of 187 amino acids. The transcript is spliced from 3 exons. The record is from RefSeq and is a predicted model, not a curated record. Gene Ontology annotation, biological process: iron import into the mitochondrion. Lineage: Eukaryota; Metazoa; Chordata; Mammalia; Chiroptera; Vespertilionidae. Gene Ontology annotation, cellular component: mitochondrial membrane.